Messenger RNA from Pseudonaja textilis, 558 nucleotides. The record is from RefSeq and is a predicted model, not a curated record. NCBI's taxonomy places the organism in Eukaryota, Metazoa, Chordata, Lepidosauria, Squamata, Elapidae.
AGGCUCCAUUCUGGGGAGGAACCAUAUAAAUGCUUGGAGUGUGGAAAAACCUUUAGCAACACCUCUUCUCUAACCAUACAUAAUAGGAUGCAUACUGGGGAAAAGCCUUAUAAAUGCCUGGAGUGUGGAAAGAGCUUCAGUGAUAAAAGUCAAUUUAAGUCACACGAGAGGAUCCACACGGGAGAAAAACCAUUUCAAUGCAUGGAGUGUGGAAAGAGCUUCCGUCGCUCUGAAUCCCUUACUGACCAUCACAGAAUCCACACAGGAGAGAAACCAUACAAAUGCCUGGAGUGUGGAAAGAGCUUCAGGAAAAAAGGUCAUCUGAAGUCACAUGAGAGGAUCCACACAGGAGAAAAACCCUUUCAAUGCAUGGAGUGUGGAAAGAGCUUCCGUGAAAAAAGUAGCUAUAUCGGACAUAGCAGAAUCCACAUGGGGGAGAAACCCUUUCAGUGCCUGCAAUGUGGAAAGCGCUUUUCCCGUUCUGACAGCUUUCGUGCCCACAAACGGACCCACACAGGGGAGAUACCGUAGAAAUGCCUAGAGUGUGGAAAGAGCUUC